CAAUCUUUGAAAAUUCGCCGGACCCGAUCCGGCCGUUUACAUUUCAUUCACCUCCGACUGAAACCACAGUGGCGGGGAGUCCCAUGGCAGAUAUUACAGGCGAGACUACGGGUGGCUUUCGCAGCUGGACUUAAUGCUGCUCUCGCCGCCGUCUCUGCCAAGUUCUUCUCCUCUCAGCUCUUAAAAUACAACAUGGUGAUAUUUUUUAACGUGACAAUGUGGGGAUGCUAUGUCAAUAGUCUUAAAGCACUAUCAUCUCUUCAAGCCACAGUCAUGAACUUUGCUACGAAUUUCUUAUCUUCAGGUUUAGCUGGAUACUUUUUGUUCGGGGAACCCCUACCUUCUCAGUGGUUUGCAGGUGCAUUCCUCAUCAUUCUUGGUGUUUUCAUCCUCAGCAAGUCCACCAUUGAAAGGAAGCUAAGUUCAGAUUAGCUAAAGCUUAUCUAUCCAUGGUGCUUUUUGAAUUGGCAGCCAGACAUUCAAUUGGCUUAGAGAACACGAACAAGCAUAUGCAUUCAUGGAAAUUGAUCUGGAGCAUAUUUGUAAGUUAAUAGGAAAAGGGGAGGCAUGAUUUAUGUAGCUCUUAGAUUCCUCUGAAUGGUACUGUAUGUGAUGAGACUAUUGGGUCUAGUUGGUAUGUUCUCAUGAAGUCAUGGAUUUCUUGUCGAACAAUCUUUGACAUUGUAAUGUGUAUGAUGGCCAAGGUUCGAUUACAGUAUAAGUUAUGGCCAACUUAUAUGGUUAUAUUAUGUCUGAACUUCAAAGA
Molecule: messenger RNA, 766 nt
Organism: Asparagus officinalis (garden asparagus)
Lineage: Eukaryota; Viridiplantae; Streptophyta; Magnoliopsida; Asparagales; Asparagaceae
Product: transmembrane protein 42
Exons: 3
Source: RefSeq, a predicted model, not a curated record